AUUGACUGUGAAUCUGACCGUGUGUGAAAUGUGUGCCUUUUUUAGGUGGUGUGAAAAAGUUAGGUACCAUGUCAAGAUCUGGUGACAGGACCUCCACCUUCGACCCGACACACAGCGACAGCCUCCUCCACGGCCUGAACCUGCUGUGGAGAAAGCAGCUCUGCUGCGAUGUGACUCUGACAGCCCAGGGACAGCAGUUCCACUGCCACAGGGCAGUGCUGGCUUCCUGCUCCCAGUAUUUCCGCUCCAUCUUCUCCAACAACCAGCGCAAGGACAGCACCCACGAGCCGGGCAGCCGGACCCCCUCCUCCCCGGCCGAGGAGCUCUCCAGGUCCAUCAACAACAUCGUGCUGCAGGGCUGCUCGGCCCCCGGGGUGUGCCUGGUGCUGGAGUACAUCUACACGGCCAACAUGACCCUCUCGCUGGACACGGUGGAGGACGUGCUGUCGGUCAGCAAGAUCCUCCACAUCCCCCCGGUCACCAAGCUGUGCGUCCAGUUCCUGAACGACCAGAUCUCGAUGCAGAACUACAAGCAGAUCUGCCAGAUCGCCGCCAUCCACGGGCUGGACGAGACCAAGAAACUGGCCAACAAGUACUUCGUGGAGGACAUCCUGCUGCUCAAUUUCGAAGAGGUGUGCGCCAUGAUGGACUCGAUGCCGCCACCUGUGGAGUCGGAGCUGGCUCUCUUCCAGAUGUCCGUGCUGUGGAUCGAGCACGACCGGGACCCCCGCAUGCAUCACGCCCCCGACCUGAUGAAGCGCCUCCGCUUCGCCCUCAUCCCCGCGGCCGAGCUGGUGGAGAGGGUCCAGACGGUGGACUUUAUGCGGACUGACCCCGUCUGCCAGAAGCUGCUGCUGGAUGCCAUGAACUACCACCUGAUGCCCUUCAGGCAACACUGCAGGCAAACCCUGGCCAGCAGUAUUCGCUCCACUAAGAGAGUCUUGUUGCUGGUCGGUGGGUUACCUCCGGGUCCGGAUCGACUUCCGAGCAACUUAGUUCAAUAUUACGACGAGGAAAAGAAGACAUGGAAAAUCCUUACACUAAUGCCUUAUAACAGUGCCCACCAUUGUGUUGUGGAGGUAGAAAACUUCCUGUUUGUACUUGGAGGAGAAGACCAGUGGAACCCAAAUGGAAAACAUAGCACAAAUCUUGUCAGCCGAUAUGAUCCUAGAUUUAACAGUUGGAUACAACUCCCUCCUAUGCAAGAAAGGCGAGCAAGUUUCUAUGCCUGUCUGCUGGAUAAGCACUUGUAUGUGAUUGGUGGAAGGAAUGAAAGUGGCUACUUGUCAAGUGUUGAAUGCUAUAAUCUGGAAACCAAUGAUUGGUGCUAUGUCUCUUCCCUGCCUCAGCCUCUGGCAGCUCAUGCUGGAGCAUCACACAAUGGAAAGAUUUACAUAUCAGGAGGUGUUCAUAAUGGGGAGUAUGUACCAUGGCUCUACUGCUAUGACCCAAUAAUGGAUGUAUGGGCCAGAAAACAAGACAUGAACACCAAGCGAGCAAUCCAUGUUCUGGCUGUGGUGAAUGAUCGUCUGUAUGCCAUUGGGGGAAACCAUUUAAAAGGUUUCUCACACCUCGAUGUUAUGCUAGUUGAAUGUUAUGACACUAAAGGCGACCAAUGGAACAUUCUUCAGACUCCUAUCCUGGAGGGUCGUAGUGGUCCAGGCUGCACAGUAUUGGAUGACAACAUUUACAUUGUUGGGGGCUACAGCUGGAGUAUGGGGGCCUAUAAAUCAUCUACUAUCUGCUACAGCCCUGAGAAAGCAACUUGGACAGAACUGGAAGGGGAAGUUGCUGAGCCCCUCGCAGGCCCAGCCUGUGCAACAGUUAUAUUGCCAACCUGUGUGCCCUAUAAUAAAUGAGACAUUUACCAGUUCACAGCAUCAAUACAAAACACUGAGACAAUUUAUUUAAACAUCAAGUGCAAAGUAUUGAAUUCUUACUCCCAAACAUAUUUAAUGUUUCAAAUGUGCUUUUUUACUAUGGUAAUUUAUGACUCUGAAAAUGUAAUGUAAAUCUUUCUAUCUUUCGGAAGAAAGGCAUGUCCAAGUUAAAAACAAAUACCCUGAUGUAGUAGAAUAUAACGGUAUGUAAAUUUUGUACAGGAUAAGAAAGUGUAAAUGAAGCUUGUCUGUUGAAAACAUACUUAAAUAAAAACUUUAAAAA
This is a messenger RNA of Callorhinchus milii (elephant shark), 2163 nucleotides long. It is a transcript of the gene klhl14, whose product is annotated as kelch-like family member 14. Gene Ontology annotation, molecular function: protein binding. The coding region runs from base 69 to 1859 and encodes 596 amino acids. The transcript has 8 exons. The record is from RefSeq and is a predicted model, not a curated record. Lineage: Eukaryota; Metazoa; Chordata; Chondrichthyes; Chimaeriformes; Callorhinchidae.